Messenger RNA from Anguilla rostrata (American eel), 3077 nucleotides. RefSeq names its product pyruvate kinase L/R (gene pklr). NCBI's taxonomy places the organism in Eukaryota, Metazoa, Chordata, Actinopteri, Anguilliformes, Anguillidae. Gene Ontology annotation, molecular function: magnesium ion binding; potassium ion binding; pyruvate kinase activity. Bases 703 to 2361 code for a protein of 552 amino acids. The transcript is spliced from 11 exons. Gene Ontology annotation, cellular component: cytoplasm. The record is from RefSeq and is a predicted model, not a curated record. Gene Ontology annotation, biological process: glycolytic process.
CAUAGCUUUUGUUUACUUUUCAAACUUGUGAAUAUUGGUCAGAUUUCUCUGUUAUAUUUCAUAUACGAUUACGCCUACCUGUGUGCCUCACUUUUGACUAUAUUGUGCGUCAAUUUGGCUACACUGUGUUUUACUGUCAUUUGUAUGUUUUUCAUUUAAAGCUCAAAACAGUUUUUAUGGUGUUGAAGUUAACUGUUAACAUUAUUUUUCCAAGGUCUUUAAAGUGAAUGCAAAAACGUUUUGCUGUUGAAAUAUACAUACAAUAUGCAAUGCAAUUUACUACAAUCGCGCUUUAAUUUUGCAUUCAAUUCGACAGUAUUAAACUUGGUAAUAGCCCUAUUUAUAUUUUACGCAGGUAUAUAUCGUUUUAUUUCCAUACUUAGCCUACGUGAUAUCUUCAUUAAUUGCAACAAUUAAUUCUACAUUAAUUCUCACGUAAUUCCUGCUGUACAAUUGGGAUUUUGGGCUUGAGCUUGGCUUUAGGAGUGUAUAGACUAAACUGUGGAAACUGUCAGGGAGCAGGAUGCCGUCUUUUGCAAAAUUGCGUAAUUAUUUCUGUCAUUGUGGUCUCCACUUCAAAAUUUUUGAGUGCCUUGCAUGAGCAUGACACUACACAUGGUUUUUUGACAGGGCCUGUCUCGAUCGCGUUUGGUAAAAAAAAUCGGUGCGUUUGUGAGUGUGUGGCGGUGCAUAUUGCGGGCCAUGAAGAGUGGGUUUUGCAGUACACUGUCUCCCCUGCUUCAGCUCAAAGCUCGAAUCCGGCGCUACUCGGACGUCAUGUCUCUCCCGGACUCCUUCAUCCAGCAGCAGCAGCUGGACGCCUCCAUGGCCGACACCUUCCUGGAGCACCUCUGCCUGUUGGACAUCGACCAGGAGCCAAUCACGGCUCGCAACACCAGCAUCAUCUGCACUAUCGGACCAGCUUCUCGUUCUGUCCCCAAGCUGCAGGAAAUGGUGAAGGCUGGAAUGGACAUUGCCAGACUCAACUUCUCCCAUGGAUCUCACGAGUACCACGCAGGGACCAUCAAGAACAUCCGGGAGGCGGUUGACACCCUGACCACCGACCCUCUGUACUACCGUCCUGUUGCUAUUGCGCUGGACACCAAGGGUCCGGAGAUCCGCACCGGUCUCGUAAGAGGGCAGGUGGACGGGGAGGUGGAACUGAAGCGGGGGGCAGAGGUUCGGCUCGUGACAGCCGAGAGUGAGCGGGACAGCACGGACGGGACCACGGUGUGGGUCGAUUACCCCAGUCUGCCCCUGGUGGCGGAGAAGGGAGGAACAGUCUUCAUCGAUGAUGGCCUCAUUGGACUCAAAGUGCUGGAGAUAGGGCCAGACUGGGUGCAGACUCGGGUGGAGAGCGGGGGGGUCCUUUGCAGCAGGAAAGGGGUGAACCUGCCGGGGGCGGACUUGGUGAACAUGCCGGCGGUCAGCGCUCGGGACGAGGCGGACCUGCGCUUCGGGGUGAGCCAGGGGGUGGACAUGGUGUUCGCCAGCUUCAUCCGCAGCGCCCAGGACGUGCGGGCCGUGCGCGAGGCGCUGGGCCAGCCGGGGAAGGACAUCAAGGUGGUCAGCAAGGUGGAGAGCCGCCAGGGCGUCCGCAACUUUGAGGAGAUCCUUGCUGUGAGUGAUGGGGUCAUGGUGGCUCGGGGGGACCUGGGUAUAGAGAUUCCUGCUGAGAAAGUCUUCAUCGCCCAGAAGAUGAUGAUUGGUCGCUGCAACUCUGCCGGAAAGCCUGUUAUCUGUGCCACUCAGAUGCUGGAGAGCAUGGUCAGUCACCCGCGCCCCACGCGGGCGGAGGGCAGUGACGUGGCCAACGCCGUGCUGGACGGGGCCGACUGCGUGAUGCUCUCAGGAGAGACGGCCAAGGGACGCUACCCCGUGGAGGCUGUGGCCAUGAUGCACUCGAUCUGUCGGGAGGCGGAGGCUGCCAUCUUUCAUCAGCAGCUGUUUGAAGAGCUGCGCCGUUUGACUCCGCUGUCCUCUGACCCGACGGAAGUGACCGCCAUCGGGGCGGUGGAGUCCUCCUUUAAAUGCUGCGCGGGGGCCAUUAUCGUCCUCACCACCACUGGCAGGUCAGCCCAGCUGCUGUCCCGCUACCGCCCUCGUUGUCCCAUCAUUGCUGUGACCCGGAGUGAGAAGGUGUCCCGUCAGUCCCAGCUCCUCAGGGGCGUCUUCCCCGCCCUGAUGAGGACUCCGCCUCUCCCGGUGUGGGCGGAUGAUGUUGACAGCAGAGUGGAGUUCGGCAUGGAUAUAGGGAAGGCCCGCGGGUUCUACAAGCCUGGUCACAUGGUGAUCGUUGUGACGGGUUGGAGCCCAGGAUCUGGGCACACCAACAUCAUGAGGGCCGUCCCAGUGAUAUGAACCCAAUCUGUCCCCAAAGAACGCACGGACUGAGACGGACACACUGACUGAUGCGCUGUCAGGCUGACAGACUGGCUGACUGAUACACUGACAGACUGACUGAACUGGGCACUGACGGGCUAGCUUGCUGAUGUUCUGACAGACUGACUGACUGACUGACGCUAUGAUGCCCUGUCUGAUUGAUAAGCUGACUGACUGAUGCACUGACAGACUCACUGAUGGGCUGGCUUGCCGAUGCCCUCGCAGUUGAUUCAGUGAUAGCACGGCCGCUGACUAUUACAGUCACACUUGAGUAAUGACUACCACAUGCUGGGAACAGUCCCCUUAGUGACUGACAGUUGAUGAUAUUGAGCAUGCCACCGAGUCACUGUCGCCCCGUUCUCAUUGCGUGGACUAAAUUGCUCCCGAACAUAAACUGAUAACCCCGGCCGACAGACUCUUAACCGUAACUCAGUGUCCCGCGGACCCGAUUAGGUUACAGCGUUAGCGCACCGCGCACGCUCGCGCUGUAACCCGAUAGGAAGCACUUUGCAUAGCUGCCAGCGCACGGAAAUGCCUGACCCCAGAUUGACUGAAGUGCGGACUGACGAAACCGCGCGAGCCAGCCGGCCGGCCGGCGGCUGGCGUGUGCCACUUCCUACAGCGUGACGUGCGCCACGUGCUCCGGAAUCACUGCCACGAAUAAAUAUGGAAGCAUCAAAAAAAAAAACCCUGGU